AUGGCUGUAGGUUCCAGCCGGGCAGGGCCAUGGCAGCGCACACCGCGUCCCCACAGCUCCUUCCCGCCACCCCUGAGGAGCGCUGCGGCCGUGAGUCAGCGCAGCCGCACGAGGAGGCGGUUGACGCCUUCCCGCCCAUCACCGCGUGCCAGGGCCGGCACCGCGCACGCCCUGCAGGAUCCUCCCGCUGAGGCAGGUAAGCACCGGGAUGGGCGUGACUUUUCUCGGAGGACAGCUGGAGUUCUUUCAGCUCUUGCUGAGUUCACUUCCUUUCCUCAGAGCAGCCCAGCAGCCGAGCGCGAGGAGAAGCACACGCCAGGUACAGAAAUGGAGAACCUCAAUGUCCCACUCCCAGAUCUCAGUGAAGAGCAGCAAGACAUUUUCCAGAGGGCUUUUAUUGCUGAUGACAAUUACUUGGAGAAUCACGAGAAAAUGAACCAGUCCUUUUGGGAAUUACUUGUAAAAAUCUUAGCCACCACUGACCCACCUAUCCUGGCCACUGAAGAGAAGAACAAUCUCCUCAACAGGUGCAGCAUUCUGCCCGAGGGCUGUGCAGCCUGUCUGAAAGCCAUAGAGACAAAAGGCGUCAGGGCAAUGGCAGUCCUUUACCUCUUGUUGAAGAGUUCCAACCCAUCUGUGUAUCAGCAGCUGCCCAGUUCCAAGGGAAAGGAUGAAAAACUAAAACUCCUCAAGAGAUUAGAAAGAAAUCUCAUGCUUUCGCAAGAGGAUAAAAAGGCUGAAAACUCAUCCCAGGAAUCCAUGGAUGAAGAUACGCACGACAGUGAUGAAGAAGAUUUAGGAAGACAGAAGACUGAAGGCCAACUUCUUGGAGGUAUACCAGCUGAGGUUGUUCCCUAUGGAGAUUCAGAAAUAACCAGAAGAGAACAUUCAACUGCAGAUGCAUAUGGGAACAAGAACAUUCACCCUCAAUGGUGGACAGUACGAUGGAUGGGCAUACGCAAGGAUGACGAAUUCUUUCAUUUUGUUAUUCUUUGCUUUGCAAUUGGAGCCUUACUAGUUUGCUACUACUACUACAAAGAUUGGACAAUUUCUCUUGGAAUUGGUUUAAUCACCUUUGCUUCUCUGGAAACCACUGGGAUUUACUUUGGUCUAGUGUAUCGACUUCGGAGCGUGCUCAGCAGCUUUGUUCCUCUGAUCGAGAAGUUCAGGCCAACAGGUAUGAGGAAAGCUGCCUAGGAGAAUUUCAGAAGAAUUCAACAAAACUCUGCUGUUUGGAUUCAUGCUAUUAAAAGAACUGCUUUAUCAGUCAGUCAUAAAAUUGUAACAGCUAAUACAAAACACUGUAGUGUUAAACAAUAGAAAUAUAUUCAGUCCACUCAAAAAUGAAGUUAAAACUGAAGAGACUCAUAGCUCAGCUGAGCUCAUAAGAUUAUUUAGAUCCAAGUUUAUAUUUAAUUCUGCUCAAUAUAAGCACCUUCUCCUUCCCUCCCACAUUUAUUCACAUUAAGUCCAGCUGUAGUGUAUGAAAAUCAGCAAAAAGACCUAUCCUAUCCUCAGCUGAUGUUUCAGUAGGAAUCUUGGCACCAGAAAGCCACCUCCUCUUCACCCUUCUGAUGCUGCAAGUGAGGCAAACACCAGCUGCUUGCUUACAUAGUUCAGCCCCAGCAGUGCAAUAGCACUGAAGCAGAUUAAUUUAUUGUGGCAGAACUCAAUAUCGUGGGCAUAUAAUGAUUUCACCCAGUGAAAGCUGGGCAAGAUUUUACAUGCAGUGACAUAAUGGUGCAUUAAUGAGAUUGUUAACAGCAGCCAAUUUCAUCUAUUUGAGGAGGAGAGAAAUAAAAUGCUUGGUUUGACCCAUCCCCUAACUUUUUUUUCCUUCUGAUAAAAUAAAAUACAAUUUUUUUCUAGCUUAUAGGGACAUGUCAUACAUUACAUAAAAUACACUACAGUAUUUUAGUUAUUCUCUUUAGUUUUUAAAUCUAUUUGUAUACAUAUGUAGGACUAAUACAAACAAAGCAAAACAACCAAGCAGCUUACCUUCACAUUCUUAGUAAAAACAUGGGGUCUUCAUAACCAUAGGGGAAGGCAUCAAAUCAGACAGAACCAUAAAACAUGAAGUUGUAAGAAAAUGCAGCUCUAAAAAGCCAUUAGCCCUAACAGCCCAGUUUCAGUUCAGUGAAACAUUUUCAAGCCUCGCUCAGAAAAUUAAAAAGCCUACUUUUCAGGAGUAGCACUUUAAGCACCAAUAUCUAUCAUUCCAGACUAUUGCAGUUCCAUUUGCACAUCCAUAAAUAUAAGCAAUCGUGUGCAGGCCUGUACCAACACAGCACAGCAGUUACCUAACAUGUCAGGGAUUAAAUUAAGCAGUAAGGAUAAAGACAAGUUAUUUUGUAAUAUUUAUAUUCUCAUUUACAUGUACUUUUUAUAUAUAUUUGUAGAAAUACUUUCUCACUUCAAAUUACUGUUGUUUUCAGUCUGCAAAUAAAGCCUUGUUGAGACCAGUGUAGGAGUGUUUGUGUACAACAGUUUUUGAGUGAACUGAAAACUAUGUAUACUGUCAUCCUGCUCUCAUUUCAGCUUAUUUUUCUUUUUGGAUGUCUCUUGUGCUGUGGUAUAGUCAGAAUGAGAAACAUAUCUUCAUAUGAAAUAUGAUUUGAGAUUUUCAAGUGUGGUACUCUGCAGUCAAGAGAAUGAAAACAACCAGAAGCUGUUAAGGGCAAAAUAAAAGUGGAAAAACAUUUUAAAAUCACACAGUAGAACUUAUCAUGGGGGAUGAACAACUAUAUCCAACACGGAGCAGAUCACACGAGAAGAACUGGUUCAGUGGAAAAAGCAACUUACCUGUUGAGCUGCGUCCUCUUGGGUACUAUAAGCAUUUCCUGAUGUUCUUUCAGAUCCUUCUUCAGUUCAUCUCAGCAUUUUAAACUUUUCUGCCUCUUGACCAAAGACAACACUGUCAUUCUGGUUUCAUGCAUCACCCCUGCUGCAGCACUGCCAAGCACUCAAAAAUAUGAUACAAGUUCCUAUGAAGAGUUUCAGACUCCUUAGAAGAGCUUGUACUUGUGUCAGCCAUCAUUCUUCAGGCCCAGCAGUCCUUCCUGAGUUCCCAGCUCAUCGGUCCUUUCUAGAGCUCUGCUGAGUGUUCACUUCCCUCUAUCGACUCCCCAGACCAGGUACAUUUCUCUCUAGUGUGCUCUCAUUAUCCAGCACUUAGGAUUCUCCCUUUUUCUCUUUUGUUUAUAAUGGAUGUGAGGCAAUGCAGAGAGGAGGAAUCAAGGAAUUCAUUAGCCACAGUCCUGCAAUACACAUUCCUGCUUUUCAUUAUCCAACAGCUAACAUUUCUGUCCAGAAAAGUUGGUGAACUCUUCUGACAGCAAGGAAAGAAUUCUGUUUUUUGCCCAAUUCCCUCUAAGACAAGAUUUUAAAUAUUCAACAGUAAAUUCAAGAUAACAUUAAAAAAAGUCACUUGAUUCACUCUAAGCUUCUAUGCCCACUACCCAAUUUCCUUGCUGAAGCUCAGUCCGCUUAGAAAUUCAGUGAACACGCCACCAUUCCCACCCUAGAGCUUGCAGCAGGACAAGUUAGCUGUAAAGUAGAAAACACUGCUGCUACAGUAGGUACACAGGACUGCUACCACCCAGUGGUUAAAUAACCUGAAGGUUUCAGUGACUGAAAAUAUUCAGAUGUUACCGCAGUAUAAAAACCCACAGAAGAAAAGAAAAUACGUAAGGUUUAAGCUAGUAUUUUUAUUAGAACUCUACAUAAAGCACCUUUGCCUGCCUUAAACUUUACAAUACUUCUCUGAACACUGUUGUUGUUUUUUUUUUUCCUGCAAUA
Molecule: messenger RNA, 3798 nt
Organism: Gallus gallus (chicken)
Lineage: Eukaryota; Metazoa; Chordata; Aves; Galliformes; Phasianidae
Gene: TMEM40
Product: transmembrane protein 40
Exons: 13
Coding region: 1-1197 (398 amino acids)
Source: RefSeq, a predicted model, not a curated record